Cornus florida is the source of this 744-nucleotide messenger RNA. RefSeq names its product gamma-glutamyl peptidase 5-like. Lineage: Eukaryota; Viridiplantae; Streptophyta; Magnoliopsida; Cornales; Cornaceae. Gene Ontology annotation, cellular component: cytosol. The transcript has 4 exons. The coding region runs from base 1 to 744 and encodes 247 amino acids. The record is from RefSeq and is a predicted model, not a curated record.
AUGAAGGUUGAGGGUGGGGAGGGGAGAUAUGCAGUGUUGUUGGCAGCAAAGGACUCAGAAUAUGUAGAGAAGGUGUAUGGUGGUUACUUCAAUGUGUUUGUAGAGGCAUUUGGAGAGGAAGGAGAGAGUUGGGACUUGUUUAGAGUGAUUGAAGGACAGUUCCCUGAGUUUGAUGAGAUUCAGAAUUACAGUGGUUUUGUGGUGAGUGGUAGCCCUUUUGAUGCUUUUGGUAAUGAGCACUGGAUAUUGACACUUUGCUCCCUCUUGACAACUUUGAAUUCCAUGAAAAAGAAAGUUCUUGGAAUUUGCUUUGGUCACCAGGUUUUGUGCAGAGCACUGGGUGGUAAGGUAGGGAGAGCCUGGAGUGGUUGGGAUAUUGGACUGAGGAAAGUGAAAUUGGUGAAGGGCAUAUCAUCCCCAUUUACUCUUCUCAAUGAUAUGCCUUCCCUUUCCAUUAUUGAGUGUCACCAAGAUGAGGUAUGGGAGGUUCCUUAUGGAGCUAAGGUGAUUGCAUUUUCAAACAAAACGAAUGUGGAGAUGUUUGCUAUUGGAAACCACAUAUUAGGCAUUCAAGGUCAUCCUGAGUACACCAAAGACAUCCUUUUUAAUCUCAUCGAUCGUCUUCUCAACAAUAACUCUGUAAAGAGUGACUUUGCAGAAGAUGCAAAAAUUGCAUUGGAGAGUGCAGAAGCAGAUAAUAAGUCAUGGCAAAAGAUUUGCAGCAGCUUUCUCAAGGGAAAAUAG